AACUGACCGAGAACCGGAAGCACCAGGCCUCACGGUGGGGCCUGGUGUCUUCCUGCAAGACCGCACAGCCCGCCUGGGGAGCGACAGUAGAAGCCACCUCCAACCAGGCCGGGACCCACGGAGCCGAGUGACAUGCUGGGCUGGCGCCCCCUGCUGCCCGCCCUGAUGGCGCUGCUGCCCCUGGGGUUUGUCCUUCCACAGGAGUGCACCAAGUACAAGGUCAGCAAUUGUCGAGAGUGCGUGCAGUCGGGCCCUGGCUGCGCCUGGUGCCAGAAGCUGAACUUCACAGCGCCAGGGGAACCCGACUCCAGCCGCUGUGACACCCGGGAGCAGCUGCGAGCCAAGGGCUGCCAGGCCGAUGACAUCGUGGACCCCCGGAGCCUGGCCGAGCUGGAGCAGCUGGGAGACCAGAGGCAGCAGCUCUCCCCACAGAAAGUGACCCUCUUCCUCAGACCAGGCCAGGCAGCCGUGUUCAACGUGACCUUCCGCCGGGCCAAGGGGUACCCCAUCGACCUCUACUACCUGAUGGACCUGUCCUACUCCAUGCUGGACGACCUCAUCAACGUUAAGAAGCUGGGCGGCGACCUGCUCCGUGCCCUCAACGAAAUUACCGAGUCCGGCCGCAUCGGCUUCGGGUCCUUUGUGGAUAAGACAGUGCUGCCCUUUGUCAACACGCACCCGGAGAAGCUCAAGAACCCGUGCCCCAACAAGGAGAAGGCGUGCCAGGCGCCGUUCGCCUUCCGGCACGUGCUGAAGCUGACCAGCAACUCUGACCAGUUCCAGACCGAGGUUGGCAAGCAGCUGAUCUCCGGGAACCUGGAUGCCCCUGAGGGCGGGCUCGACGCCAUGAUGCAGGUCGCCGCGUGCCCGGAGGAAAUCGGCUGGCGCAACGUCACGCGGCUGCUGGUGUACGCCACUGAUGACGGCUUCCACUUCGCUGGGGAUGGGAAGCUGGGGGCCAUCCUGACCCCCAGCGACGGCCACUGCCACCUGGAGGACAACAUGUACCGGCGCAGCAACGAAUUCGACUACCCAUCGGUGGGGCAGCUGGCGCACAAGCUGGCGGAGAGCAACAUCCAGCCCAUCUUUGCAGUGACCAAGAAUAUGGUCAAGACCUAUGAGAAGCUCACAGAAAUCAUCCCCAAGUCCGCAGUCGGGGAGCUGUCUGAGGACUCCAGCAACGUGGUGCAGCUCAUCAAGGACGCCUACAGCAAACUGUCCUCCCGAGUCUUCCUGGACCACAGCGCCCUCCCCGAUACCCUGAAGGUCACCUACGACUCCUUCUGUAGUAACGGAGUGUCACUCAUGGGCCAGCGCCGGGGGGAUUGUGACGGCGUGCAGAUCAACGUCCCGGUCACAUUCCAGGUCAAGGUUACGGCCACCGAGUGCAUCCAGGAGCAGUCCUUCGUGAUCCGGGCGCUGGGCUUCUCGGACACGGUCACGGUGCAGGUCCUUCCCCUGUGCGAGUGUCGGUGCCACGACCAGAGCCGCGAGCGUGGCCUCUGUGGGGGCAAGGGCUCCAUGGAGUGUGGCGUCUGCAGGUGUGAUGCUGGCUACAUCGGCAAGAGCUGCGAGUGCCAGACGCAGGGCCGCAGCAGCCAGGAGCUGGAGGGAAGCUGCCGGAAGGACAACAGCUCCAUCAUCUGCUCGGGCUUUGGAGACUGCAUCUGUGGGCAGUGCGUGUGCCACACCAGCGAUGACCCCAACAAGAAGAUCUUCGGGCGGUAUUGCGAGUGCGACAACAUGAACUGUGAGCGCUACAACGGCCAAGUCUGCGGAGGUCCGAAAAGGGGGGAAUGCUCCUGCGGCCAGUGCCACUGCUUCAGGGACUUCGAGGGCUCAGCGUGUCAGUGCAAGAAGUCCACGGAGGGCUGCCUGGACACGCAGGGCGUGGUGUGCAGCGGCCGUGGGCGGUGCGUGUGCAAUGUGUGCCAGUGUGACGACUCCUACCAGCUGCCACUGUGCCAGGAUUGCCUGGCCUGCACCUCACCUUGUGGCCAGCACAUCUCCUGCGUCGAGUGCCUGAAGUUCGGCAAGGGCCCCCUGGAGAAGAAUUGCAGUGAGGCGUGCGGGAACCUGAAGCUGAUGGACAAACCCAUCAAAGGCAAGCCGUGCAAAGAGCAGGACUCGGAGGGCUGCUGGAUGAACUUCACCAUGCGCCAGCUCUACGGGAAGAACAACUACGAAGUCCACGUGUUGGAUGACCGAGAGUGUGUGGAGGGCCCCAACGUUGCCGCCAUCGUCGGGGGCACUGUGGUGGGCGUGGUGCUCAUCGGCGUCCUCCUGCUGGUCAUCUGGAAGGCCCUGACGCACCUGAGUGACCUCCGAGAGUACAGGCGCUUUGAGAAGGAGAAGCUUAAGUCACAGUGGAACAAUGAUAAUCCCCUCUUCAAGAGUGCCACCACAACAGUCAUGAACCCCAAGUUUGCUGAGAGCUAGGAGCCCCUGUUGGGGACAGGACUUUGGGGCUCCUGCAGCCCAAGGCCCCGCCACAGCAGCAUCGUCCGUUUAGCCACGGCCACUGUCCCCUAUCCCUUCACAGCGCCAAGCAAGGUCAGCCUCCCUGUGGCUGCAGGCUCCUGGGAGAGGCAUGAGGAAGGCUCUGCUCUGCUCCCGGCUGUUGCACGCAU
Ochotona princeps (American pika) is the source of this 2630-nucleotide messenger RNA. It is a transcript of the gene ITGB2, whose product is annotated as integrin subunit beta 2. NCBI's taxonomy places the organism in Eukaryota, Metazoa, Chordata, Mammalia, Lagomorpha, Ochotonidae. The coding region runs from base 133 to 2439 and encodes 768 amino acids. Gene Ontology annotation, biological process: cell migration; integrin-mediated signaling pathway; cell adhesion mediated by integrin. The record is from RefSeq and is a predicted model, not a curated record. Gene Ontology annotation, molecular function: integrin binding; amyloid-beta binding. Gene Ontology annotation, cellular component: cell surface; integrin complex; focal adhesion. The transcript has 16 exons.